Messenger RNA from Vigna angularis (adzuki bean), 1358 nucleotides. RefSeq lists its product as uncharacterized. Lineage: Eukaryota; Viridiplantae; Streptophyta; Magnoliopsida; Fabales; Fabaceae. The record is from RefSeq and is a predicted model, not a curated record. The coding region runs from base 191 to 970 and encodes 259 amino acids. The transcript has 5 exons.
UUUCAAUUGCAAUCACAACGAAAGCCUUUCCCUUUCUUCAAUUUUUUCCAUUUCUGAUUAUAUUAAUAUUUCUGAGGAGUGGUGAUAUGCAGCAUAGCAGAAGCCUCUUUCUUUCUCUCUUUCUUUCCUUGCUAUUGCCUAUUUAACAUUCCAACCACACCCACUUCUUUCUUCCAAUCCACCUCACCAGAUGUGCCACGACGACGACUGGGUCAACCUCGCCGUCGCCGACGAUUCCCUCGUCGUCAACCUUCUCCUCCGCCUCCACCACACUCCUCCUCCUCUUCCGCCGCCGCCGCUCUCUCUUCACCUCCACUGGACAGUGCGUCAGCGCCGCUCGAGAUCCGUCCGCAGACACGCCGCCGCCGCGUCUCACAAAAAACAGGACUCCACCAGAGCCAGCCCCACCACGCCGCUCUCCUGGAGCGGCGCCACGUCAGCAAGCGGCGGCAACCUGGACGGCUACGAGGAGUCCAGCCGCCCAACCAGUCUACCUCAAACCUCAAGAUCUAAGGUUUCUAAUCCCAGUGAAACAGCCACUACCAGAAAGUCAAGAAGAAAAAAGACCUUAGCUGAACUAAAAGAUGAGGAGGAUUUGUUGUUGAAGGAAAGAAGAAGUUUGAAAAAAGAACUGGCGUCCUUGCGUCUCACUGUUGAGAAACAUAGAACCACAAAUGAAAGCUUAAAGAGAAUGAAGCUUGAUUUUGUGUCACGGCAAAACUCUAGUGCUGCUGCUGCGGCCUCUGAGGUGUGUGGGAAAGCUGUCAGUGACCCGUCUCAGUUUGCAACGUCAGAGUGUCAUUCAUCUAAUUCAGUCUCCCGAAACACUGCCACACAUGACGUUUCACCUGUUUGUGCAGCAAAUGCUUCUCCCAAAGCACAAGAGAAUGGUAACCAAGAAUCUACAUUCGUGCUUCCUGAUCUAAAUUUGCCCGUUGAUGAGAGUUUCAGCGCCGAUGCCAUGCAUUGAAUUAGCUUACCUAAUAAAAGGAUAAAAUCCCGAGUGAUAUUCAUUCAGCAUACGGACAAGUUUGUCCGACAUCAUCUUCCAACUAUGCCUAAUAGUGAUAGUACAAGGAAUAGCAUGCCAGUUCUGACAGAUUAAGUUUUGCUAAUGUAAUUGUAGAUGUUAAACCAUUCACAUUUCCUACUUGGUCAAAACUGAUUGAUGUGGAAAUUGUUUUUUUCUUUUCAUUUCCUAACAGAUGAGGUGUAGUUCCAUUUUUUUCCCUUCACAGGUUUCUACAUUGUCCAAAAUUCUGUGGCAACCGUCGAGCGUCCUUUAUUAUAGAUAUAUUUCCUCAUUAAUGUAAUUACCUGUUCUACAUAGAUAAUUCAAGAAUUUUGGUUCUUGUGCU